AUGUGGUUUAUAGCCAGUAAAAGACUCUCUCUCUCUCUCUCUCUCUCUCUCUCUCUCUCUCUCUCUCUCUCUCUCUCUCUCUCUCUGUGUGCCCUCCUUUGUUCACACUGUUUAGAACUAGUUUUCUUCUCCCUCAUCUUCACACAUUGUUUUCAGCAGGGCUUCCCCACUUCUUAUCUGUCCUCCAUUCUUCACACUGAUUGCAUCAUGGUAUUCUUUUUUUCUCUUUUUUCCCCACCUCUACGCAUUUUUUACAGCAAUACUUUCCUCCUCUCUUCACCUCCUCUCUCCAUAUUAUUUAUAGCAGGUACACAUUUUUUACAGCAGAGCUUUCCUCCUCCUCCUCUCUCCAUAUUAUUUACAGCAGAGCUUUCCUCCUCUUCUCUUCUCCCCUUCUCUUCAUAUUGUUUACAACAAGGCUUUCUUCCUCCUUCUCCCUUUUCCCCCCCUCUCUACACAUUGUUUAUAGAAGAGCUUUCCUCCUCCUCUCUACACCUUGUAUACAGCAGGACUUUUAUUCUCCUCUCUUCUCCCCUUCUCUCCAUAUUGUUUGCAGCAGGGCUUUCCUCCUCCUCUCUACACAUUGUUUACAGCCAGACUCCUACUUUCUCCAAAUUUUAUACAGUAACUGUAAUAAAACCAUUGUUUUUUAAAGAGUGUGAUUUUAGAACUAAGUUGAGCUUUUAA
Messenger RNA from Acanthosepion pharaonis, 687 nucleotides. The record is from the annotation of a GenBank genome assembly. NCBI's taxonomy places the organism in Eukaryota, Metazoa, Mollusca, Cephalopoda, Sepiida, Sepiidae.